CACAUUCACAUUCUCUUGUCUCUUGCAUACCCCAGCUUCCCGCUUGGUCGCUUCCUCCGUCCCCGGCCGCCUCUUGCCGGCUGGCUUGUCAGAUCUACCAUCUAUCCGCCCGGCCGGCCCUAGGCCACGGCGCGCGCCUGCGGCGACGAUGGCGGCCGCUCACGGCCGUGUUCUUCUUCGCGUCGUCGCGCUUCUCCUUCUCGCCGCCGCGGCCGCCGGGAACAGCACAGUGGUCUCCCUGCGUGAGUUGGAUGGACGGGACGCCGCGAGGGAGGCACGGAACAGCCGCUACGCUGCUGACAUGCAAGGGGAGCGCAAGAAAUCAGGGGCAGCCGCGACCACCGUGCUACAGCUGAAGCACCACUCGUUCACCGCCACCCCCGACGAGCCCGCCGCACGCGACCGAUACCUCCGCCGCCUCCUCGCCGCCGACGAAGCGCGUGCCAACUCACUGCAGCUCCACAACAACAACAGGGCGGCAGCGUCCACGACGCAGUCCCGCUCCGCCGAGGUCCCGCUGACCUCCGGCAUAAGCUUCCAGACGCUCAACUACGUCACCACCCUCGGGCUCGGCGGCAGCUCCGGCUCCGCCGCCACCAACCUCACCGUCAUCGUGGACACGGGCAGCGACCUCACGUGGGUGCAGUGCAAGCCCUGCUCCGUGUGCUACGCGCAGCGCGACCCGCUCUUCGACCCCGCCGGCUCCGCCACCUACGCCGCCGUCCGGUGCAACGCGUCGGCGUGCGCGGCCUCCCUCAAGGCCGCCACGGGCACGCCGGGCUCCUGCGCCACCACCGGCGCGAGCAACGAGAAGUGCUACUACGCGCUGGCCUACGGCGACGGGUCGUUCAGCCGCGGCGUGCUCGCCACGGACACGCUCGCGCUCGGCGGCGCCAGGCUCGACGGCUUCGUGUUCGGGUGCGGGCUCAGCAACCGCGGCCUCUUCGGCGGCACGGCGGGGCUUAUGGGCCUCGGCCGCACUGAGCUGUCGCUGGUCUCGCAGACCGCGUCCCGGUACGGCGGCGUGUUCUCCUACUGCCUGCCGGCGACCACCUCCGGCGACGCCUCGGGGUCCCUCUCCCUCGGCGGCGACGCAUCGUCCUACCGCAACACGACGCCCGUGGCGUACACCCGCAUGAUCGCCGACCCGGCGCAGCCGCCGUUCUACUUCCUGAACGUGACCGGCGCGGCCGUCGGCGGGACCCCGGUGUCCGCAGCCGGACUCGGCGCCAGCAACGUGCUCAUCGACUCCGGCACGGUGAUCACGCGGCUGGCGCCGUCGGUGUACCGCGCCGUGCGCGCCGAGUUCACGCGCCAGUUCGGCGCGGCGGGCUACCAGGCGGCGCCGGGCUUCUCGAUCCUGGACACGUGCUACGACCUGACGGGGCACGACGAGGUGAAGGUGCCUCUGCUGACGCUGCGGCUGGAGGGCGGCGCGGACGUGACCGUGGACGCCACCGGGAUGCUGUUCGUGGUGAGGAAGGACGGGUCGCAGGUGUGCCUGGCCAUGGCGAGCCUGUCGUACGAGGACCAGACGCCCAUCAUCGGCAACUACCAGCAGAAGAACAAGAGGGUGGUGUAUGACACGGCCGGCUCCAGGCUGGGCUUCGCCGACGAGGACUGCAGCUAUGUAUAGAGCUAAACGGGGAGGCCCACACCACUCCACAUGAUGUUCAGAGAUGAGGAGUGAAAUAUCUUAUUUCUCCUUGCCUCCUUUUAGUGUUGUAAACUAUGUUCUUCGCCAAUCUUGUUCAUUCACCAUGUAAUCUCCAUAGCUGCAAGGAUGAUGGUUAUAUACUCGGUGGCCUAGUCCAACUAGCAUAGAACUGUUGAGGCUAACGGUCACCAUUUCAAUCCGAUUAACUGCAUGAUUGGAGGUCA
Messenger RNA from Panicum virgatum (switchgrass), 1881 nucleotides. Its product is annotated as aspartyl protease family protein At5g10770-like. Lineage: Eukaryota; Viridiplantae; Streptophyta; Magnoliopsida; Poales; Poaceae. The transcript has 2 exons. The coding region runs from base 149 to 1636 and encodes 495 amino acids. Gene Ontology annotation, biological process: proteolysis. Gene Ontology annotation, molecular function: aspartic-type endopeptidase activity. The record is from RefSeq and is a predicted model, not a curated record.